Diospyros lotus (date-plum) is the source of this 1038-nucleotide messenger RNA. Its product is annotated as probable pectinesterase 67. NCBI's taxonomy places the organism in Eukaryota, Viridiplantae, Streptophyta, Magnoliopsida, Ericales, Ebenaceae. Gene Ontology annotation, molecular function: pectinesterase activity. The coding region runs from base 1 to 1038 and encodes 345 amino acids. The transcript has 5 exons. The record is from RefSeq and is a predicted model, not a curated record. Gene Ontology annotation, biological process: cell wall modification.
AUGCCUUCCCCAUCUUCACAUUCUCUGCCAUUCUUUGCCUUCCUUUCUGUUGCGUCCUUGUGCAUCUUGGAUGCUGCUUCCCAUGGCUCUUCCUCAACAACAGUGAUAGACGCCCCCUUGCUGACACAGAAAAUCGGCACCAACCGAUCGAUAAUCGUCGAUAUUAAUGGCAAUGGACACUUCAAAUCUGUUCAAGCUGCCAUUGAUUCUGUUCCUGAGGGGAAUUCUGACUGGAUUAUCAUCCAUAUUAGGAAAGGAGUCUACAGAGAAAAGGUGCAUGUACCGAAGAGCAAGCCCUUCAUCUUCAUGAGAGGGAAUGGAAAGGGCAAGACCGCCAUUGUCUUCUCCGAAAGCUCUGCGGACAACUAUGAGUCUGCAACAUUCAAAGUUGAAGCUGAAAACUUUGUGGCUUUCGGGAUCAGAUUCAAAAAUGACGCUCCAACUGGGAUUGCUUUCACCCCACAGAACCAAUCAGUGGCAGCACUUGUUGGUGCAGACAAGGCUGCAUUUUACCACUGUGCAUUCUUGGGCACUCAUAACACUCUGUUUGAUUACAAGGGCAGGCAUUACUAUGAUCACUGCUACAUCCAGGGAUCCGUCGACUUCAUCUUUGGUCGCGGCCAGUCCAUCUUCGAGAGCUGUGAGGUGUUCGUGAUAACAGACACAAGGUUGAAGCUUCAAGGGUCGAUAACCGCCCAUAACCGGGCAGAUUCGGUUGAGAACGGUGGAUUUGUGUUCAACAAAGGGAAGGUUUAUGGGAUUGGAGAAGUAUUCUUGGGCAGAGCCAAAGGUGCCUAUUCCAGGGUGAUCUUUGCAAACACAUACAUCUCCAAGACUAUAAUCCCCCAAGGCUGGACUAAUUGGAGCUACCCUGGCAGCACCCAGAAUCUGUACCAGGCAGAGUACAAGUGCCAUGGACCAGGAGCCGAGACGCACGGCCGGGCUCCAUGGACCAGGCUGCUGAGCGACGAGGAAGCGGCGCCAUUCCUGACUGUGGAUUUCAUCAAUGGCAAGGAGUGGCUGCCUGCCUGGCUUUGA